Molecule: messenger RNA, 429 nt
Organism: Colletotrichum godetiae
Lineage: Eukaryota; Fungi; Ascomycota; Sordariomycetes; Glomerellales; Glomerellaceae
Exons: 1
Coding region: 1-429 (142 amino acids)
Source: RefSeq, a predicted model, not a curated record
AUGUCCGACGACGAGCAAGCACCCCCUGAUGCCGAGAUCGGUUGGCAGGAGCUGGAAACUGAUAACGGUGGCUCCUAUCGCGUCAAAGCAGAUGAAUACGAUAUUUCGGAUCCUGUUGAGGCGGACGAAUGUGCGGCGAGCGGACCUCCCUUCAGCAAUGUCCAAGCCAACUGGACUGUCGGCAGCGAAGGAGCCCCUCCCGAUGAUGUCCAGAACCAGACGGCAACCACCUGGUACAAGCUCAAACAAGCCCCGUGGUACAGCAUCUACAAGUGGAGAUUGACGAUCAACGUCCAAGACACCUACGACUACAGCUUUACUGACAAGAGCGGUGACAGCUACAGGCUCAAUGUUCUCACUCUGUCUGAGACCCACUACGUUGACUACGACUCCUCGGAUCCAACCAUUGUCAGCAUCUCGGGUAAAUGA